This is a messenger RNA of Sodiomyces alkalinus F11, 501 nucleotides long. RefSeq lists its product as hypothetical. The coding region runs from base 1 to 501 and encodes 166 amino acids. NCBI's taxonomy places the organism in Eukaryota, Fungi, Ascomycota, Sordariomycetes, Glomerellales, Plectosphaerellaceae. The transcript has 2 exons. The record is from RefSeq and is a predicted model, not a curated record.
AUGGACAAUCGUUCGCAAGACGAAAAUAAAAACCAGGCCAGCACGGCGGAGUGGGCCAAACAAACCUAUAACGAGCAGUACGAGAAAUGGGUGCCUUGGCUCGAGGACCAAUAUCUUCGCUGGUUUACUAAGGACAACAAGGCCAGCUAUUCCACUAAACAAAACCUCGACAAGACCAAAGUCACAGGGAUCGAACAAGUCGACACCCUCCAGGACGGCGUGAACGGCCUCGUCGCCGGCCAAGUCGGACAGGGCGGCCUCCUCCAGCCGGUCGGGGACUACGCCUCCAAGGAAGGCGUCAACCGCGCCGAGCGCCAGGGCAAGGACGAGCAGGGCCGCUACACCACGGGUGCCCAAGCCGCGCCUGGCGGGGAGGCCGUCGAGGAUGUGGUCAGCGGUGUGGCUGACGGUGGGAAAUCGGCUGGGGCGGCUGCUGCCGAGGGGGUGAAGAACGCCGGCGGCCUGGUGGGUGGGUUGUUGGGCGGGGGGAAGAAGGAAUAG